This is a messenger RNA of Carassius auratus (goldfish), 1631 nucleotides long. Its product is annotated as GSK-3-binding protein-like. The transcript has a single exon. Gene Ontology annotation, cellular component: cytoplasm. Lineage: Eukaryota; Metazoa; Chordata; Actinopteri; Cypriniformes; Cyprinidae. The coding region runs from base 387 to 827 and encodes 146 amino acids. The record is from RefSeq and is a predicted model, not a curated record.
UUUUACAAUCGAGAACUGUUAUGUAAUGCUACAAUUGAUAAUACAGAGAUCUGCAGACACGUAUGGCGGUGCCAAGAUAAUUAUAACCGCUAAGAAUGAUAAAGGGAGCAGACAAAGUAAUAUAUGUAGCAGUUGAUCCGUAUAACAUCACUCUGCAACUUUCUGAUAACAAUAUAACACAUGCGUUUAGAUUUUAAAACGACUGAGCAUGCGCCCCUCUCGCUCUUAAAUGGUACGUGCCGGAUUCCGCGUCAUCCAUUGUUUACAAAUCAACCCUUGAGCUGUUUCUGUUGAGCAGCGUGGCGGACGCCGACUAGACAGUCCCAUCCGUUUGAAUAAAAACAACCAUCAGGGCUGGAUAUUUGUUAUCUAAAGCUAUAUUGAAGAUGCCUUGUCGAAAGGAGAACUAUAUCUUUUUGGAACAGUCGGUAACGGUGGAUUCAAAGGAAGUAGACGCUCUCGUGUCGAAAAUCGGCGAGGUGCUGCAGCUCCACAACAAUAGCUCGAGCCAGAAGGCGAUGUCACGUCUUCACGGUAGCAACAACAACAACAGCAGCAGCAGCGCGGCGGGCGGACAGCGGUGCAUCCGUAUCCGCAGCCGGAGUUUACGUUCCAGGCGGGCCAGUCCGUACAACCCACCCGGAUCCAGCGAUCAGGAAUGGGACCAUUUCAGAUCCUCGUGGAACCGAAAGAAAAUCGACGAGGACGAUCCGCACCAACUCCUCCAGGAACUCAUAUUGUCGGGAAACCUGAUCAAGGAAGCGGUCAGACGACUACAGUUUCCCUCGGAACCAACGGAGCACGACAUCUCCAAAUCUGUAGACUGACCUCACGAGCCCACAGAUGCAUGGACGUCCUCACGUUUUCAGAGCUCAUUAUUAUACGUUGGUUUUUUACAAACUUUGAUAUCGCACCCUUAUGUUUUUUGUUUUUGUUUUAUUGUAUAUUGCUGAGAUGGAAACGUUUUGUAUUUUGGACUCUUUAGCAAUGUGACCCUACCUUGUUCUCUCAUUUUUAAAUAUCAGUGUUCGGAUUGAAAUGCAAGUGUAAUGCAAAAAGCUAGUGGUUUAUAGCAAUGCAUUUUAUUAUAGUAUUAACUGGCCUCUGGCUGGUUUGUCCUAGAAUGGUGCAUCGUGUUUUGGUUUGCUGGAGUUUAGCACUCUCAAGAACUGCUCAACUGUUUUGUUUACAAUGUAGAUGUGCUUGGGCUGCUGGCUUGCGGUCCUCGCCUAGAUAAGGCAACGGGUCACACUUUUUGUUUACUCCUUUUAAACCUAUGUUUGGAUACAAAGAUAAUACUAAUUUGGUUUCAAGCAGGUCCUGUGUGCACCUCAUGAGGGCCCUUGUCUUCUGUCCCUUUGGUUUCCAAGCAAGGACAACACUCCUUAAAGAGAAACUGAGAUCAAACUCUGUGUGUGGGUAAAAGUGUUAGACAUGUGGGAUGUGAUCACAACACAAUGACACUGUGGUGCUUUUUGAUUCCAAUAUGGAUUUUUAAAGUUUUUUUCUAAUGAUGUUUUGUGUUUUCAUUUUCACUCUGUAAACUCUGUGUAUGCUUCGAAACGAAGUGUUUUUAAUAACUCUGAUUGUUCAGAGAGUUUGGUGUCUAAUAAACAUGGUGUUUUUGCAUA